UAUGCUCUAGGAAAGCGUACUCAAGUUGAAUCAGCUCUUGUAGUAAUAUAGUUAGUCUAAAAUGAAUGACUCAUCAGAACUUCUUAUUCUGGAAUAGCAAUUACAAGUAAAAAAGUUGGUAAGAGUGAUUUAGCAUACAACCUCAGAAUUUCAUGCACUCAAGGUUUCAUACGAGAAGUACCAUGAGAUUUGGAGAGAGCUUCUAUUACAGAUUGAGUAUCAACCCACUGAUGCUAUUGUCAUUCGUUAAGUUGGGUCAGGAAAGAAGAGUCUCCUCAAAUAAUAACUUAGUUCCAAUAUCGACCCUCUACUGUAUCCAAGCAUAUAAUAACAAGUGCCACUGUUUAACAUCUUAAUGCUGUAUCAAUUAAAGAGUUGGACACAUUAACCAAAUUGAUUGACAGUGAGCCAGUUUUUCAAACUCCAACUUUUGUCACUGACUCUGAGAUCUAGCUCGAUCGAUUGAUAGAAAUGCAUAAGAAUUAAAUCAAUAAGGAAACAUCACCAAUAUGCUCAUGGAUUAUAGAGUAUUGGUCUUGUAUUGAAAGAUUUACAAGGAUAUUUGAUCAAUACAUCAAUCUAAUUAGUAAAUAUGAAGCCAAACUAUAAAAUUCUAUUAAAACUUCUUCAGAAUUAAGUAUUCAAAAAUAAUUGAGUAAUAUUACUAUUUAUUCUAGAGUUAUCAUCUGAUGAAAUAAAAAAAAAAAGUAUUUCUGAAAAGGAAUUGAAUCCCUCAAAAGAUUCUUGUAUACAAUGUUGUUAAUUCUGAA
Molecule: messenger RNA, 770 nt
Organism: Paramecium pentaurelia
Lineage: Eukaryota; Ciliophora; Oligohymenophorea; Peniculida; Parameciidae
Source: the annotation of a GenBank genome assembly